AGAAGCUUCUAACUCCAUGGCAAAACCGAUUUUAUAUUCAUAUUGGCGUUCGUCGUGUGCCUGGAGAGUUCGCAUCGCACUUGCUCUGAAAAAUAUCGACUACGAAUACCGGCCAAUCGACUUAUUUUCUGAAGAAUCCAAGAACAAUGCAGAGUUCGUCAAGCACAACCCAGCGAAAAAAGUUCCAACUUUAGUGAUAAAUGGCUUAUCACUGACAGAAAGCUUGGCAAUAAUCGAAUAUUUGGAUGAAGCCUAUCCGGAUCCUCCGUUCCUUCCAAAAGAAUUGGAUAAGAGAUCGUAUUCAAGAGCUAUCGCACUUCAUAUAGUCGCAAGUAUUCAGCCACUUCAAGCAAUCAAUAUCCACAAAAUGCUCAAUGAAAAGGAGCCGGGAUACGGUGACUUUUGGUGCAAUCACUUUGUGAACAAGGGAUUCUUAGCUCUCGAAGAACUUUUGAAGAAGCAUUCUGGGAAAUAUUGUGUUGGAGAUCAGCUUACAAUUGCUGAUAUCAACUUGCCAUCGAUAAUUUAUAAUGCGAAAAUCUACAAAGUCGACAUGUCCAAAUAUCCAACUAUUACUCGAAUUAAUGAGAUUCUGGCGGAAGAUUUUAGAUUCAAAUUGGCUCAUCCAGAUAAUCAGCCAGAUGCUCCAAAUAAAAACUAAUAUUGAACAAUGAAUAAAGUUUUUAAUUGAGA
Molecule: messenger RNA, 693 nt
Organism: Caenorhabditis elegans
Lineage: Eukaryota; Metazoa; Nematoda; Chromadorea; Rhabditida; Rhabditidae
Gene: gst-43
Product: maleylacetoacetate isomerase
Exons: 6
Coding region: 17-661 (214 amino acids)
Biological process (GO): aromatic amino acid metabolic process; L-phenylalanine catabolic process
Cellular component (GO): cytoplasm
Molecular function (GO): maleylacetoacetate isomerase activity; catalytic activity
Source: RefSeq, marked reviewed